AUCAAAUAUUUGAAGUAAAAAACAAACAAGUUUAUUACUUUAAUUUAUAAUGCAAAGCAGUUAUAUAUAAAAACGCGUUUUUUUCUCAUUUCAACAGAAAUUUGAUAGCAUUUUUCAUUCUAAUAAACAUGUUUUUCAAAGCAUUCUGCGUGUUUGCAUUAAUUUGCAUUACGUCUUGGGGUACUAAUGCCGUGGACAAAUGUGACGAAGCCGACAGAUUUUUCAAUUGUACCAAAGACGGUAGUUUUGACUGGGGUGGACUUACCUACAAGUGUCCGACUGAUAAAGUCUGUAAUUCUCAAUAUGUUCUCACCAAAGACGAUGGUCCAGCUGCUACAACCAAAUGCGAACCGUGUUUAGUACCAAGUGUUGCAUGCAGCAACCUUAAUUUUAAUUGCGUCGCUACAAAUACUUCUAAAUUCGAAUUGAAUGGUAUAGAAUUUGAAUGUCCCGAUGGAGCAAAAUGCAAUCAAAAUUUUGAACAUGGAUGCUUCCCAUGUUAUCGCGAAAAAUGUCCGAGUACAUGGAGGUGUCCUGGUCCAGCUGACGAAGAUGUUGAAACUGACUCAUUCAUAGGAAAGUGCUCAGGUGGAUCAGUUUGUAACAAAGACAGUGACUUCCCAUGCUACUGUGUUAAUAAAUCAGGGAAAAGAUCAGGCCGCCAACUUCUGAGAAUCAUUGAAACUUUUUAAUAUCUCGAUGUCAUCAUUUCGAAAAUGCUUUCAACAUGCGUAGACUGUUAUCAUUUAUUUAAUAUUCUAGAUUUAUCAGCACAAGUCCGCAUCUACCUGAAAAAUUUCAAUCGUAUUAUCAACUUGAAGUACGUGUGUGUAGAUUUGAAAGAAUGUUAUCAGAUGUUCAAAGUCAACUUGUUAAAUUUGUCAUGAAAUAUAUAAAAUACAAUUUAUUUGUGCUGUAAAUAAAAAACUUAUACAAAAA
Messenger RNA from Dalotia coriaria, 939 nucleotides. RefSeq lists its product as uncharacterized. The record is from RefSeq and is a predicted model, not a curated record. Lineage: Eukaryota; Metazoa; Arthropoda; Insecta; Coleoptera; Staphylinidae. The transcript has 4 exons. The coding region runs from base 129 to 692 and encodes 187 amino acids.